AUGACCAUAGCCAAGAAUAAACCGAUUAGUACGACGUUUGAAGACAUGAAGACAUUGUUGAUAAAUGCGUAUCAAGGAGGAGAGGACAAAUUGAUGAACACUCUCCUGCUUGUAACGAGAAUUCUUGAACCAUGUGCUUAUAGCACGGUAUGUCGAAUACGUUUCAUUCUGAUCGAUUUAAUUUCUCGUUGGUGUAAUAUAAUUCUAUUUUGUUUUAUCAUAGGUGUUGAAUACUAACAGCCCGUGGACGUUGGAUGUAUUAUACUGUUUAAGUGAUCUAUACCGUCAACCGAAUUUAAAAAUGAAGUUCCAGUUUCAGAUAGAAAUUUUAUUCAAAAAGUUAAAAGUUGAACUCGAG
Molecule: messenger RNA, 358 nt
Organism: Cinara cedri
Lineage: Eukaryota; Metazoa; Arthropoda; Insecta; Hemiptera; Aphididae
Source: the annotation of a GenBank genome assembly